Messenger RNA from Lytechinus pictus (painted urchin), 1935 nucleotides. RefSeq names its product mediator of DNA damage checkpoint protein 1-like. The transcript is spliced from 2 exons. NCBI's taxonomy places the organism in Eukaryota, Metazoa, Echinodermata, Echinoidea, Temnopleuroida, Toxopneustidae. The record is from RefSeq and is a predicted model, not a curated record. Bases 1 to 1935 code for a protein of 644 amino acids.
AUGGUCGAUGCACCUAGGAGGUUUUCCGAAGCAACCAUGGUGAUGGGACCGGCAGCUAACAGUCUGUUGUUCAGAAGUCUGUUAUUCAAUCUCACCAACCACCCUACUUCUACCAUCCAACCUCUUAUACCAUCUUACCUCUCCAACCACCCUACUUCUACCAUCCAACCUCUUAUACCAUCUUACCUCUCCCACCACCCUAAUUCUACCAUCCAACCUCUUAGACCAUCUUACCUCUCCCACCACCCUACUUCUACCAUCCAACCUCUUAGACCAUCUUACCUCUCCAACCACCCUACUUCUACCAUCCAACCUCUUAUUCCAUCUUACCUCUCCCACCACCCUACUUCUACCAUCCAACCUCUUAUACCAUCUUACCUCUCCCACCACCCUACUUCUACCAUCCAACCUCUUAGACCAUCUUACCUCUUCCACCACCCUAAUUCUACCAUCCAACCUCUUAUUCCAUCUUACCUCUCCCACCACCCUACUUCUACCAUCCAACCUCUUAUUCCAUCUUACCUCUCCCACCACCCUACUUCUACCAUCCAACCUCUUAUACCAUCUUACCUCUCCCACCACCCUACUUCUACCAUCCAACCUCUUAGACCAUCUUACCUCUUCCACCACCCUAAUUCUACCAUCCAACCUCUUAUUCCAUCUUACCUCUCCCACCACCCUACUUCUACCAUCCAACCUCUUAUUCCAUCUUACCUCUCCCACCACCCUACUUCUACCAUCCAACCUCUUAUUCCAUCUUACCUCUCCCACCACCCUACUUCUACCAUCCAACCUCUUAUACCAUCUUACCUCUCCCACCACCCUACUUCUACCAUCCAACCUCUUAUUCCAUCUUACCUCUCCCACCACCCUACUUCUACCAUCCAACCUCUUAUACCAUCUUACCUCUCCCACCACCCUAAUUCUACCAUCCAACCUCUUAUUCCAUCUUACCUCUCCCACCACCCUACUUCUACCAUCCAACCUCUUAUUCCAUCUUACCUCUCCCACCACCCUAAUUCUACCAUCCAACCUCUUAUUCCAUCUUACCUCUCCCACCACCCUACUUCUACCAUCCAACCUCUUAUUCCAUCUUACCUCUCCCACCACCCUACUUCUACCAUCCAACCUCUUAUUCCAUCUUACCUCUCCCACCACCCUACUUCUACCACCCAACCUCUUAUUCCAUCUUACCUCUCCCACCAACUUACUUCUACCAUCCAACCUCUUAUACCAUCUUACCUCUUCCACCACCCUAAUUCUACCAUCCAACCUCUUAUUCCAUCUUACCUCUCCCACCACCCUACUUCUACCAUCCAACCUCUUAUUCCAUCUUACCUCUCCCACCACCCUAAUUCUACCAUCCAACCUCUUAUUCCAUCUUACCUCUCCCACCACCCUACUUCUACCAUCCAACCUCUUAUUCCAUCUUACCUCUCCCACCACCCUACUUCUACCAUCCAACCUCUUAUUCCAUCUUACCUCUCCCACCACCCUACUUCUACCACCCAACCUCUUAUUCCAUCUUACCUCUCCCACCAACUUACUUCUACCAUCCAACCUCUUAUACCAUCUUACCUCUUCCACCACCCUAAUUCUACCAUCCAACCUCUUAUUCCAUCUUACCUCUCCCACCACCCUACUUCUACCAUCCAACCUCUUAUUCCAUCUUACCUCUCCCACCACCCUACUUCUACCAUCCAACCUCUUAUUCCAUCUUACCUCUCCCACCACCCUACUUCUACCAUCCAACCUCUUAUUCCAUCUUACCUCUCCCACCACCCUACUUCUACCAUCCAACCUCUUAUUCCAUCUUACCUCUCCCACCACCCUACUUCUACCAUCCAACCUCUUAUUGCAUCUUACCUCUCCCACCAACUUACUUCUACCAUCCAACCUCUUAUACCAUCUUACCUCUCCCACCCAACCUCUUAA